AUGACUGCAAUGGCUUCACCUUGGGCUUCGACGUCAUCUCUCCCGCACGCUCGAUCUCGCCCACUUCCAUCAGCGCCGAGCUCUUCCUCCAUCACCUUGGCCCUUUCAGAUGAGGUUGGGCAAGAUGCUCCGCAGGACUUGCUGCCGCCACAAGACCUCCAGCCACACGUUCCCCCGACAGAUGCUGACAAUUUCAUCAUUGCACCUUGGCUUGCCCCCGACUCUGGUGUUGAAUCUGAACCGCCCACACCGCCCCCCAAACCUCAACGGUUUGGGUUCUCAACCAAGCCUUCUUUCAGUUCUUUCUCCAUUCCCCGCCAGCCUAGUACGUCCAGUAUCACCCUCAUACCGAAUCGUCAUACCGACACGCUAAGCACACACUCCACGGAGACCGUUCAAUCCACGGAUUCUCGCAGGUCCAAAUCGUCGCUGAGUAUUCUCACAAGCAUAAUGAAGAAGCGCUCCCGUAGCAGGCUUCGCUCCGAUGUUCGCCUUCCUGCCGAACCUGUUCCACCGCUUCCGCCCUCCCCUCCGCCGUCAUAUAGAAAGGGUGGGCAUCGCCCGAAGAAGAAGUCAUCAAAUAUGAUACUUCCAAUUACUCCGAUCUCCGAGCCUCAUUUCGAACUUGACACAAACCUUGAACACAUGGACGGCAUCAUCGAUUUCUCAGUCCUUCCAUCGGCGCAGGACAGUGGCUCGCCGGAGACGGCGAGCGGAUUUGAGUCAUCUCAUCAGUCGAGUUCGUCUGUCUCCUCAGUCUACAACUCGCGGGCAUCUCCUUCGUACAUGUUCAGCAAUCCUUUUCUACCAUCGACCCACCGAAAACUUGCGCCGAGCACGCUCGCUUUCGAUAGCCGCAAGAUAUCUCCCAAGACAUCAGCGUCUACUUACGAAGUCGAUGACACCUCGUCGCCCUCAUGGACAGCGCCUGAAAGCUGGGCCGUGGAGAAAGACGGCGAGGAUCCACUUGUGCCAGAAUACUCUAGCUCUGAGGACAGCGUACCCUGCUCUAGCCCACAUUCAAAGCGGAAACGACGGAAGACUGUUAGUAGCAGACCAGACGGAGUCUCCACUGCCACGUCCGCACCGAAAAAGUAUAUCAUCCGGAUAUACCGUGCUAAUGGGUCUUAUCAUGUUGUAUCAAUCGACUUCGACGUGACGGCUGCUGAGCUCACACCUCAGCUGAAGAAGAAACUGCUCAUGGAUGCGGAUCGGGAAUCACACAGGCUGUAUCUGAAGGAACGAGGUAGAGAGCGUGUCUUGGCACCGACCGAGCGACCAGCUGGUAUCGUACGGCGAAGGUUAGAGCAAGCAGGCUAUGAUCCCGCAGAUGGUCUCGACUUACUGGGUGCGGAAGACACCAAGUAUUUGAUGAAGUUCGUCUACAAGAGCAAUGCUCUUGGUCCAGCGGAUGAAGAGCUCAACUUCGAUAAUUUCGACUUGGUCGAUCUGACUGGCCGGAGCCUCAGGACGGUUCCAGUCCUGUUGUACCCGCACGCGGAAGCCAUAGUAUUGCUCAAUCUGUCCCGUAACCCUAUGCUUGAGAUCCCACUCGACUUCAUCCAGUCAUGUACGACUCUGCGAGAGCUGCGGCUGCAACAUAUGGCGAUGAAGAAGGUCCCGCAAAGCGUCCGGCAUUGUCGCACGCUUCAUCGGCUUGACCUCUCAUGCAAUCGCAUUGUCGAUCUCGACGAUGCCGGUCUCGACGCAAUUCCGGAACUUCGUUCUUUGAAGGUGCAGAACAACAGAUUGGAUAAGCUUCCGUCCUACUUUCCUGCGCUGAAAGCGCUGAAGGACCUCAAUAUCUCGAACAACCAUUUCCGUCACCUCCCUUCGGUCGUCAGUGAACUCACUGGCCUCGUUGAUCUAGACAUCUCCUUCAACAUGAUUAGCGAGCUACCGGAGGGAAUUGGUAGACUGCAGGACUUAGAGCGGUUUAUCAUCGUCGGAAAUCAGGUGUCUAAGUUCCCCAUAGACGUCUUCAAUCUCGUCAGCCUGCGGAUGCUAGAUUGUCGGAGGAACCAUAUCGCAGAGCUUUCAGUCGUAUCCAUGCUUCCCAAAGUCGAGCAGAUCUUCGCAGAUCACAACGCCGUGCAUGCUCUUGAUCUCUCAUUUGGACGUUCGCUUGAGCAGCUUGAUGCUUCCCACAAUGACAUCACCCAGCUCAACCUUAUACUGGGGCCCAUGGGACAACCAUUUGCCCUGACCUCACUCGACAUCUCCCAUGCAAAGCUGUCGGCUCUGGAUGAAGUAGCUCUGGCCCAACUCACCUCCCUCAGGACGUUGCGAGUUGACCACAAUUCUCUUCGAUCUAUCCCAGAUACGCUCGGUGUACUCACUAUGCUCACCCAUCUGUCCUGCUCGAACAACCAGCUUCUUGCGCUCCCGUCAACCAUCGGGCGAUUGCAGAAGCUCGAGACGUUGGAAGCGCACAACAAUUCCCUCGCUGAGUUGCCGGCAACUAUGUGGAGCUGUGCUUCACUUCAACUCAUCAACGUUACCUCCAAUUUCAUUGGCUCGUGGAGCCUCCCACACGUCCAUGCAUAUCAUGCCACUAACGUUUCGUUAUCUCCUGAUCUUGCCACAUCGAGUCUUCCUGGAAGUGACUAUAAUGAGAGGAAAGCAUCAACGUCUGGCUCGCGGCCAUUGCCACCGCUCGUGCUCUCUCUGGAGAAGUUGUAUCUUGGCGAGAAUCGGCUCACGGACGACACGCUUCAUCCCCUUGCGCUGUUAAAAGAGCUUCGCGUAUUGAAUCUAUCGUUCAAUGAGAUCCAGGAUAUGCCAUCGACGUUCUUCAGAAAUCUGACAGACCUGAAGGAGUUGUAUCUCAGUGGAAAUAGCCUGUCGGCCAUUCCUACGGAGGAUCUCCAUCGCAUGUCGAAGCUCGAGGUGCUCUUCUUGAAUGGCAACAAAUUGCAGACACUGCCGAAGGAGCUGGGGAAGAUUCCGAGCCUCAUGGCUCUGGAUGUGGGCAGCAAUAUAUUGAAGUAUAACGUCUUUAACUGGCAGUUCGAUUGGAACUGGAACUUCAACCAAAAUCUGCGGUAUCUCAAUUUGUCUGGCAACAAAAGAUUAGAGAUACGGCCGGAUAUGAACAAGCAGCCCAUGCAGGACACGCAAGGACGUAAAAUUCUGGCCGAUUUCUCUAGCCUGACGCAGUUGCGGAUACUCGGGCUAAUGGACGUUACUGCGACCUUUGGAACAAGUAUCCCAGACGAGAACGAGGACCGUCGGGUACGCACCUCUGUGUCGGAAGUCAAUGGGAUGGGAUAUGGAAUCGCGGAUACCCUCGGCAGGACAGACCACCUCAAUAUGCUCGAUCUGGUGAAACCCCAAUUUCGUGAGCGGGAGCACGAAGCAGUCUUCGCCAUGUUUGGUCGAGCUACACACGUAGCGAAUAAUCCUGCGCUCAAUAAGCAACUUCACGACGAACUACUAAAGGUGUUCUCAGAAGAGUUGGAACGUAUUGCUCAACAGAGGAGCGAAACCAUUCCCGAUGCGUUGCGGCGCACAUUCCUGAAGCUGAACAAAAAGGCGCACGAUGAGUUGUAUAAAAGGGCAUACGAGGAGCUUUACACCAACUUUCCGACCCGCAAGAUGUCCAACGUCAGCGCUACUUCCACACUCAAUCCAAUCAUGCAUGAAAUGCUCAGUGUACGGGGUGGGGCAUCGGGUGUUAUGCUGUACUUCGUCGACCAGACCCUCUACGUCGCCAACGCUGGUGACGCCCUGGCGGUCAUUUCCCGCCAAGGCGUUGCAGAGUUGCUGUCACUCAAGCACGAUCCGUUCAACCGUGCAGAAAUUGCUCGCAUACGACAAGCGGAGGGCUGGGUCUCACCCAAAGGAUGUGUCAAUGAUGAGGUGGAGGUCGCGCGCUCCUUCGGCUUCUACAACAUGUUGCCAGUCGUCAAUGCACGGCCUCACAUACGCACCUGGCAGUUGAACGACACCGAUGAAUUUGUGAUCGUGGGUAAUUCUGGGCUGUGGGAUGUUGUCUCAUACCAAACCGCAGUUGACAUCGCUCGUUCGGAGAGGGCAGAUCCCAUGAUCGCCGCACAGAAGCUGCGAGACUUUGCCAUCAGCUACGGUGCUGAAGGGACGACCAUGAUUAUGGUUAUUUCGGUUGCCGACCUGUUCACCAAGGGUCUGCGCUCGCGCCAGCCGACGAUGGAGUCAGUGAUUGACGCAGAGACAUUCAUGUCACUCAAACGCCGCAAGAGAGACGAGAUCAAGAACAAAGCCAUUUCCCGCUUGGACAACGAGGUGGAGCCACCCACGGGACACGUCGCUUUGGUUUUCACUGACAUUCGAAAUUCUACGCAUCUAUGGGAUGUCAAUGCUGGAAUGGCGACCGCAAUGGUGCUACACAACAACCUCCUCCGGCGUCAGCUGAGGUUCUGCGGUGGGUACGAAGUGAAGACGGAAGGUGACGCUUUUAUGUGCUCGUUCCCCACGGCUCUCAAUGCGCUGUGGUGGGCCUUGAGUGUGCAGGUACAACUAUUGCAUGCCGACUGGCCGUUAGAGAUUCUCGAAUGCGAGGAUGGGAAAGAAGUAUACGAUUCCACCGGGAGGCUGAUCGCUCGUGGGCUGUCCGUUCGGAUGGGCAUUCACUGCGGUCAGCCAGUAUGUGAGCCAGACCCCAUAACCCACCGUAUGGAUUAUUUUGGUCCUAUGGUCAAUCGCUCAGCUCGCAUCAGCGGUAGCGCAGCGGGUGGUCAGAUUAUGUGCAGCGCAGAUGUCGUGCGGGAGAUCAAUGCACGGAUAUUCGAGACAGGCAUGGAGACCGACCAGUCUCAUCUCCAGUCCCCAUAUGCAAUUGACGCCAUUCGGCGUCUAGGUUCUGUCGUCGUUCCUGUGGGUGAAGUGAAACUGAAGGGUUUGGAACUACCGGAGAUGCUAUCAUUGGUAUAUCCCGACCAACUCGCAGGGCGACAGGGCCUUCGCAACACCCAGUCAGCUUCGAAUUCGUCCGGUUCUCGAGUCCAAUUCAGUGUUGACCAGAUGCGUGAACUAGCGCUGCUCUGUAUACGCCUCGAGACACUGUCGUCCGGACGAGUCUUUAGGCUACCUCCCGAGCGCAAGGAUAGCUCUGCCGGACCGCAAGGGCGACCCAUCAGCCAUUCGGACCCUCCGACAGUCCUUUAUGGCGAUCCAAAGGUAUUGCUCCCGGCGAUGGAUAACGCCUCAGACAUGGAGUUGAUGUUACUGCUGGAUUCGCUGACGACGAGGAUCGAGAAUGCGCUCAACAUGAUUGCGCUGAACCGUAUGGUGAAGAUUCAAGGAUUGUCUGAGUCAGCGCAGCCAGGAACGUUGCAGUCACUCCUGUCGAUGUUACCCUCUUCGGUUCUCCCUAAUUCUAUCCCCCCUGCCCUGUGA
This is a messenger RNA of Sparassis crispa, 5376 nucleotides long. RefSeq names its product Adenylate cyclase. Gene Ontology annotation, biological process: cyclic nucleotide biosynthetic process; intracellular signal transduction. The record is from RefSeq and is a predicted model, not a curated record. The transcript has 5 exons. The coding region runs from base 1 to 5376 and encodes 1791 amino acids. NCBI's taxonomy places the organism in Eukaryota, Fungi, Basidiomycota, Agaricomycetes, Polyporales, Sparassidaceae. Gene Ontology annotation, molecular function: protein binding.